Molecule: messenger RNA, 1059 nt
Organism: Strongyloides ratti
Lineage: Eukaryota; Metazoa; Nematoda; Chromadorea; Rhabditida; Strongyloididae
Product: Transmembrane protein 144
Exons: 3
Coding region: 1-1059 (352 amino acids)
Biological process (GO): carbohydrate transmembrane transport
Cellular component (GO): membrane
Molecular function (GO): carbohydrate transmembrane transporter activity
Source: RefSeq, a predicted model, not a curated record
AUGACGCUUGGUUUUGGUUUGGGUGCAUGUGCUAUAGCAUCUGUAGCAUUUGGGUCCAUGUUUGUUCCAUUAAAAAAAUAUGAUGCUGGUGAUGGCAUUUUUUCCCAAUUAAUUAUGGCUGUGGCAAUAUUAAUAUCUUCUUUUGUCAUCAAUUCCUUUCAGAAUUUUCCUCCUUUUGAACCAUAUGCUUUGAUAAGUGGUGUAUUGUGGGUGUGUGGUAAUUCUAUGGCUGUUCCUAUAAUUAAUAAACUUGGCCUGUCUGUUGGUAUUCUUUUAUGGAAUUCUGUUAAUUGUUGUUUAGGAGCAUUUUCUUCAGUAUUUGGUUGGUUUGGUACAGAAUCUAAACCACCAUCUUUAUUUAUUCCAUAUUUUAUUGGAGUUUUAUUUGUAGUUAUUGGUGGUUUUAUUUUUUCUUUAAUAAAAAAAGAAAAUGUUUUUGAAGAAAGGGAGAGUAAUGAUUUGAUGGAGAAUGGUGAUCAAUUAUGUAAUGAAACAUUUUUGAUGAAUAAUGAUACAAGAAAUAACUAUCAAAGUAUUCCUACAGAAAAAACAAACAUGUCUACAACUAAAAUUAUUGAAAAGUCAUUAAUUUAUGAUAGAAUACUUGGUGUAGUGAUGGCUGUUCUUUCUGGUUCAAUGUAUGCUUUAGUUUUCGUACCAAUAACUAUCCUUCAACAAUCUGAAACACAAAAUCCUAAAAAACAUAUAUUAGAUUAUUUUUUUUCUUUUACAUUUGGCAUUUUUAUAACAGCAACAGUUGUUUUUAUCAUUUAUGGAAUAGUAAAAAAAAAUAAACCAUAUGUCAAUUCAUCAGUUGCUUUACCAGCAUUAAUAGCUGGAGUUUUAUGGACAAUAGGACAGUCAUCUUUUUUUGUUGCAAAUGAAAAUCUUUCACAAUCCAUAUCAUUUCCUAUUAUAACAACAUUACCAGGUGUCAUAUCAUCUUUAUGGAGUAUCUUUUUUUUUCAUGAAAUCUCUUCAAAAAAAAAUAUUAUUAAACUUAUUAUAGCUUGUUCCAUAACAUUUAUUGGUGUUAUUAUUGUUUCACUUUCUAGAUAA